GAAGGGCGGGGACGGGGGUGUUUUUGUGUGUGAUUGUUGCAGUGUGUCUCGCACUGCGACUGAGGAGGAGGAGUGAGUGUGAUUGAGGAGGAUGAGUGAGUUUGAUUGAGGAGUAGGAGGGGCUAGCGCUGUGUCUAGGGCGCCACAAAUUUGAGUUGCUCGGUUUCCAUGGUUGCCAAAUUCCAUCCCUCGCCGGGUGGUGGGGAAGAUGAGGCCGUAACUGAGUCUGCGAAGAAGCGAACCCGGAAACUUAAAGAGCCGGGAGUUAGUAGCAGUGCUGAACCGCAUCGGAAGAAGAGGAAAAGAGUCGAAGAAGUCGCUACGGAUUCCGCACAGGUUAUCGAGGAUUUUGGCGCCGCGAGUGGUUCUGAAUCGCAUCUGAAGAGGAGAAGGAAGAAGAAGAAGCAAGACGAGUCUGCUUCCUCUGGUCCUACAUUGAAUCUCCAAGACGUUGAAGGUUUUGAUGUCGUCAGUGGAGGGGAUGUGUCGUUGAAGAAGAAGAAGAAGAAUAAGAAGAAUUCUACCACAACUUCCGUGCAGAAUGUGGUGCAGGUCGCUGAGGAUCCCCGUCCUAGUAGCGAUGGCGAAUCACACGGAAAGAAAAUGAAGAAAGAUAAAAAGGAAUCGAUUGCUGUGCCUGUUGUAGUGAAUGAUUCGCAAAUUGUCGAGGGUCAGGAGCGUGUUAUUGAUGCUGAACCAAAAUUGAGGAAGAAGAAGGUCAAGGAGUCUAUCUCCACGGCUACCAUAGUGAACAACUUCCAGAUUGUUGAGGAACCGGAGCCCGCUAGUGAUGCUGAACCGCUGAGAAAGAAGAAGAAGAAGAAAAAGGUGAUGGAGUCUGUGCCUACCCCUGGCACAGUGAACGGCACGCAGAUCGUUGAGGAUCAGGAGCUCGUUGAUGGCGCUGAACCACAGAGAAAGAAGAAGAAGACGAGGAAGGAGGCUACCCCGGAGCCCUCUACAUCAGAUCCCGAGACAACUUCUGAAGAUAAUGACCUUGUUAGUGGAGUUGAAUUACAGAGUAAAAAGAAGAAGAAGAAGAAGAAGAAGAAGAAGCCUACCACCAUAUUUCCCGAGUUGAACCCCACGAAGAUUGUUGACGAUUCUAGGCCCGUGACGGGAUCUGCAACAAAGACUAUUCUAAGAAAGCAGCAUACAGAAGCGGGCAAUGGUGCUGAACCACACAGAAAGAAAAAAGUUUCUUUCCAAUUACCUGAUCCGACAGAUGAUAUUCCGACAGAGAACGAACCCCCGAGAGAAGAAUCUGUAAGCGCAGAGUUUUAUAACUGGAAAAACGAUCGGACGCGUACUGAUUUAGUUUGGGGAGGGUACACUCCAGAGGAGGAUGGGGCUCUGAAGCAAGCCAUCUUUGAUUAUAUUCAGGAACAAGGCUGGACUCGAGAAGAAGGUUUAAAGAAGAUUUUGAAUUCGAGACGGAGCGAAGCAAAGGGUUGCUGGUUUGUUAUUCGAAAGUGUUUACCACAGAGAGAACUGAAGCGUCUCUACACUAGAGCACGUAAAAUACUCGCUCCUGGAACGCACCUUGGGAAAUGGACAUCUGAAGAGAUUCAAGCUUUGAUGGAGUUGCAAUCCGUGCAUGGCAACAACUGGAAAAAAAUAUCAGCAAUGAUCGGAAGGGAUUCAUAUUCAUGUAGGGAUAAGUGGCGCAUUACGAAAUGGUCUCAUACCAAAACAGGUUUGAAAGCAGGCGCGUGGUCUGCAGAGGAGCAACAAAAGCUAUGUGCGCUUGUUCUGAAGUCUUUACAUGUGAAAAGUCAAUUGGCCAAGAAUGGGCAAUUAAAAAAAGAUCACAGAGUGAUCCGUGAUGACAUUAAUUGGGAGUUUAUUUCUGAGAAAAUGGAGGGUCGUGAUCGUCUUUCAUGCAUGACUCAGUGGUAUAGAAAAAUGGCCUCAUCAUUGGUGACAUCUGGAGACUGGGCAAACGGUGAUGAUCAACUCCUCUUAGAGAGGCUGAUGGAGGAGUUCCCGUUGUCUGAGGAAUUGGUUGAAUGGGAUUCGCUCUUGAAACACAGAUCAGGAGAUAUAUGUAAAAGGAGGUGGGAGCAGAUGUUACGCUCUCUUGGGCGGAGUUCCGCAGUGCAGCACCAGCACUUCCUUGAGAAGCUGGAAAAUGUCACGAAAACGUUCGCCCCACACCUUCUGGACAAAGAGUACGAUCAACAGUUUGCUGAAGAAAUGCAGAAAGCAGAGGCUGCUGAUAAACCUGACGAUGAAGACGAGGAUGAGGAAGAAGAAGAAGAUGACGACUAGUUUCAAUCUUCAAAUGCGCAAACCUCCUUUUUAACCCACAUCUUGUAUCUUCGCCACCUUUGACUGACUGGAACGGUGCACACCCACUAUGAGUCAUUCAUUGUUCAAGGUCUUGAGUAGAGACCUUGGCACUAAGCCUGUAAUUGACACAGGGUGGAUCCGAAGACUAAGACAUGCUUGGCCAAGGAUUCCUGCCGCCGGCUAGUUAGCAAUAAUUCAGUAUAUUAUGUUCGUAGUAGCUAUGAAUGUGAAACUCUAGCAUAGUUUAUGCAGUUUUGUCAGUCAAGUUCCUUAUCCUGUUUAGUAAACGCAAUCGAUGCGUGGUGUCAACCUUAAACCCUAAACCUGUGUCCUGAUAGGGUUGGAUCCGUUUAACCAGAUUGCGAAUGUUGUGGGCAGAGAUUCAUCGUCUCUGUUGAGCCAUUUUUGGAACUUGGGGGUUACCUUAUUUUAAAUUCUUUACAUUCAAAAUAGGAAUGUUAAGGUUGACAAAAACGGAUGAAGGACUCUUUAAAAAGUAUUAUUGGUUAGUUAAGUGCUGAGUUUUUUUCUUUACCUGAGGAAUCUUUCAUUCCGCAUGUAAAACUACUGUAGGGAAGGAAGUAAGCUAUUGACUAUGGUCGUGGA
Molecule: messenger RNA, 2898 nt
Organism: Physcomitrium patens
Lineage: Eukaryota; Viridiplantae; Streptophyta; Bryopsida; Funariales; Funariaceae
Source: RefSeq, a predicted model, not a curated record